GGAGAUUUCUCAAGAAAUAUCUUGGAUGAAAAUCUGAAACAUUUGUAUGACUGUGUGAUUAUCCCUGGGCCUAAAAGUGUAACCGAGGUUGUUCUUUGCAGGACAGAGUUGGUGCAAAUGGAAAAGCCCCAGCCAGUGAACCCAGAACUCACUUCCUGGCACAUCACCGGAGUGCUAGAUAUGCUCAACAAAUUCAGAGUGGAUGAUCCUCUGAGUAAGGAAAGGGCAAGUCACUAUAUGAGCCUUUCUGAGGAUGUGAGAAAUGUGAUAUUUGGAGAUGACCAUGAUGGUGCGCCCGGGGAGUCCCAGAGAGCAGAGAACUUUGCAGCAUGGGGAGCUCAGGCCUUCUCCUCCGGCAGGCAUUACUGGGAAGUGGAUGUAACCCACUCCUCCAACUGGAUUCUGGGAGUCUGUAAAGAUUCCAGGACAGCAAACACAAAUCACGUUCCUGCUUUUGAGGAAGCAUUUUCUCUAUUUUCUUCAAAGAGAAACAACCUUUAUAGCCUCUCCAACAUCUUUCUUCCCUUAACUCACUAUGUGCAAAGACCUUUGGGUCGGGUUGGGGUGUUUCUGGAUUAUGACAACACAGUUGUGAGCUUUUAUGAUGUUUCAAAAGGUUCCCUCAUAUACAGCUUUUUCCCUUCCUCUUUGUCUUCCCUUUUGACACCUUUCCUGCAAAGCCCCGAUGAAAGCUUUGAACGUAAAUCUCCUCAUGAAAACUUAACCAAAAAUAGUCCUUCCCCGGAGUACACUGGCAUGUCUAG
Messenger RNA from Nomascus leucogenys (northern white-cheeked gibbon), 764 nucleotides. Its product is annotated as putative tripartite motif-containing protein 64B. NCBI's taxonomy places the organism in Eukaryota, Metazoa, Chordata, Mammalia, Primates, Hylobatidae. The annotation marks the transcript as partial. Gene Ontology annotation, molecular function: protein binding. The record is from RefSeq and is a predicted model, not a curated record. The transcript has 3 exons.